CUGUGCACUAGAAGUUAUUUCUAUAUAAACUUUUAUUUCACAGCACUUGGAUUUAACUACGAUGUCUUUCAGUUGACAAAACAACAUCAUUAAUGUUGAAAGUCUUUGGGGAAUUGUGCAAACCUUUGUACGUCAACUACUUAGAAUUGCUUAGCUUAAGCACUCCCAUUAGGCGGAGCAUAACAAUAUAGUAAAGCAACAGUCUUAGACCUGCAGAAACAUUCUUCUUUCCAAGAGAGGCCCCAGGCUGUUGGUUGUUUCAAUGUAAAGUUUCAGCAAACUAUAAAAAUCAUCUGUUGGUUUCAGAAAUUGGAUUGGAAGCUGAAUAUCAUGAGUGUUGCAAUCAUUUCCAAGAACUUCUUUGGAAGACUACUGGUUACUGUAAUUAUAACGCAGCUGUCAAGUGGCCAAUAUUACAAGCAAGUGAAACCUCCAGUGCUUCCACAGAACCCAUUUAUUGUUGUUUGGAAUGCACCAACUAAAUGGUGCAGGCUUCGAUACAACGUAGAUCUGGACCUCAGUGUUUUUGAUAUAUCUUCAAACUCUAAUGAUACACUCAGUGGGUCCGUCAUCACCAUAUUUUACCACAAUCAUCUGGGCAAGUACCCUUACUAUACAAAGAAAAAUGUUUCAGUGAAUGGAGGGAUCCCCCAGAAUAGUGACCUAAAAGGACACUUGAACAAAACCAGGUCUGACAUUGAGAAAUUCAUUCCGUUUAAUGACUUCAGUGGUCUUGGGGUGAUUGAUUGGGAAAACUGGAGGCCAUUAUGGAUCCGAAACUGGGGACUGAAAAAUAUCUAUCGGCAAAAAUCCAAACAACUUGUGAAAAGGCUUCACCCCAGUUGGACAGACAAUCAAGUCAAAUUAGAAGCUAAGAAACAAUAUGAAACUGCAGCAUCAGACUUCAUGAAUAGUACACUGGAGUUAGUAGAGAAAAUGAGACCAAAUGGCCUCUGGGGAUUUUACCUCUUCCCAGACUGCUAUAACCAUCACUAUAAGGAAAAGACAAAGAAAUAUGAUGGGAAGUGCCCUGCAAUUGAAUACAAACGUAAUGACAAGUUACUUUGGUUAUGGAAAGAAAGUGGUGCUCUCUACCCUUCCAUCUACCUUGGACUUGAUUUGAAAUCAAGCCCAAAUGCACGAAAAUUUGUCCAUUACCGACUGAAAGAAGCUAUCAGAUUAGCCUCCAUAGCCCAAAAAGACUAUGCUCUCCCGGUCUUUGCAUAUGGACGACCGUAUUAUGCUUAUGAGUUUGUGCCUCUCACUGAGAUUGACCUAGUCCAUACAAUUGGUGAAAGUGCUGCAAUGGGAACCGCGGGGAUUGUUCUUUGGGGAAACAUCGAUUAUGCAAGAUCAAAGAAUCACUGCUUAGCAGUGAAGGAGUACAUUAAUGGCCUUUUGGGACACUAUAUUGUUAAUGUGACAUCUGCCACAAAGUUGUGCAGCAAACAUCUAUGCAAGAAACAUGGAAGGUGUGCGAGGAAGAACAUUGACUCCAAAACUUACCUCCACCUGGACCCCGGGAGUUUCAGUAUCAGAGCCAAUUCCGAGGGAGUCCAUCCAAGAUUUUCUGUGAAAGGGAAGAUGAACCCAAGGGAGCUUAAAGACAUGAAGCAAAAGUUCAUGUGCCAAUGUUAUGAAGGUUGGGUUGGCAUUGCCUGUGAAGUACCAGUUCUCAACAUUCCUUCAGUGAAUACAAGUGUCCCUGGCACAAUGGUGGGAAGAGGUUCAGCACCACAGUUACCAUUUUCAUUUGCCACUGUUGUUGUACUCCAGCUGGUCAUUAAAAUCAUUAAUUUCCAAUGCUAGAAACUUUUUGCUCUGGUAAAUUAAUAAUAUGAUAUUGAUAAGAUUUUAUCAGGUGCAUGAAAAAGGAUCUGGACAAUCAUCCUACUGGCUUUCUUUUAGAGUUUUUUUUCCAAAAUAUAUUUAAUGGCACACAGUAACGAUUAUAUCUGCUGCAUCACCCUCUGCAUUCAGCCACUAUAACAGUCCAAAGUGGAGUUCUUUCUGAUAAAUGUUGGAACUGAAGCUGCCUUCAAGCCCUCCCCAAAGAAAAAGAAAGUAAGAAAAUGAACUUCAAACAUUAGUUUUCAGGAGACACAGGAGACCGCAGAUGCAGAAAUCCGGAGCACAAAACAAACUGUCAGAGGAACUCAGUGCGUCAGACAGCAUGUGUGGAGUGAAAUGGGCAGUCGACAUUUUGGGUCAAGGCCCUUCACCUGCAUUCCAGAUGGUAUUGGUAUUGGUUUAUUAUCGUCAUUUGUACCAAGGUACAGUGAAAAACUUGUCUUGCAAACCGAUCAUACAGGUCAAUUCAUUACACAGUGCAGUUACAUUGAGUUAGUACAGAGUGCAUAGAUGUAGUACAGGUAAAAACAAUUACAGUACAGAGUAAAGUGUCACAGCUACAGAGAAAGUGCAGUGCAAUAAGGUGCAAGGGAUGAAAGAGAAGAUGAAGGGUCCUUGAGCCGAAACUCAGCUGUCCAUUUCCCCCCACAUGUUUGUUUACCAACUGCACCACCCUUCUCCCAUGCAUUAAUUUACCCUGAACCAUGCUCUGGUAGGGAAAAUGUCCAACUGCCAUGUUCUUUGGAAACUGAUGUCACAGACCCAGUAGCUCUAGACAAUGUGAAGUAAUGAGAGCCCUUUAGUUCAGUGGACUCAGACAGUGAGUGCUCUGGCCAUAUGAGUGCAGAAGAGUUGAAAGUUCAGUCCAAAAUCCCUGGCAAAUGAACUAAUCACAGCCAAGUGUGGUUUAUAAUAAUUGGCUAGUGUCCUAAUUAGGGUGCAGUGGAUAUUAAAGCUUGCUGCAUCUGAUUGGUCCCAUAAAUUGGAAUACGUAAUGAUAUGAUAUGCAGCUGUUCUAAGUCUAGUCAUGAUGCCAACACGCAUUGUUAGAUCUUCCAGCUGAAUAAUGCUCUGUUUGGCAAGGAACUGGAGGGCAAUUAACACAUGUAGAUCUGUAUCCAGCAAGGUCAAAAGUUUUAGAUGGAGGGGAGAAAAUAGGGGAAAAAAAUUGAAAACUAAAGUGCACUUAGCAGUUCACAAAUUAGUGUUAGCAUUACAGAUGCCAGAAUGAGGAAUAAAUACUGGCAGCAAACGUAUUUAGGCUGCAUGUAGUGACAGCAAUAUAGAGAGGAGCUGAUUGAGUAAUUCCUCUGUCAAUCAAGACUACACUGUUUUAAGCUAUUGUGAUUGAUUUUGUGCAUAGAAUUUAUAUUUAACUACCCUUUAUGCACUGUAUUUUGCUGGAAAAAUUAACCUACUGUUUUUAGGAGAAGUUGCUGGAGUUUCUAUUUCCUUUGCUCUAUAAGUGGAAUCUGUUUUUUGAAUAAAUUGACAUUAUUUACUGCAGAAUAUGCUCUGCCCCAUCUCCAACUCAGAGGGCGAUGUGAUAUUGUCAAUAAGUACUCUGAUAUCUUUAACCUCAAACUGUUUGGAAGAACUCUUGGGGUGGUUUGACAGCAAUAUGCUUUAUUAGUUUUAUUACUGUCUUUGUCACUUAAAACCCAUGUAGCCUAAAUGUUGUUGGGACCGAAAUCACUAAUAUUUCAAUUCUUAUCAUUCAUACAUAUAGAGACUUUGAAAAUAAAAAGAACUAAUUGAACAA
Pristis pectinata (smalltooth sawfish) is the source of this 3613-nucleotide messenger RNA. It is a transcript of the gene hyal6, whose product is annotated as hyaluronoglucosaminidase 6. Lineage: Eukaryota; Metazoa; Chordata; Chondrichthyes; Rhinopristiformes; Pristidae. The coding region runs from base 331 to 1809 and encodes 492 amino acids. Gene Ontology annotation, biological process: hyaluronan catabolic process; carbohydrate metabolic process. Gene Ontology annotation, molecular function: hyalurononglucosaminidase activity. The transcript is spliced from 4 exons. The record is from RefSeq and is a predicted model, not a curated record.